CGAUCGAUCGCUCAUCAGCUGAGCUGUUUUAACGAAGAUGGCGACUUCCAUGGGCAGCAAUGGGGCUACGCCUUCCGCGAGCAGGAUGCCUGAUUUCUCAAUUUUGAAGCAGUUAUCGAGAGAACAUUUAGGUCACCUUCUUGAGUCAAUGCCAAACAACAAAGACCUAGUGAUUGAACCUGAUCUGAUGAAGCCGCUCGAUAGGAUAGCUGGUGCACAGCUCCUAAGGAAACAUGGUGUUGAAAAGAUUUUCAAACUAGAUACAGACACACUAGCUGGAGGAGGAUAUGGACGCAUGUAUUUGGUCAGGCCAUCUGUCCCAGUCGUGAAGCAGAUAGCAAGUCAGAUUCGGAGUGACAAAAUAAACGACAGGCAAAGGAAAUAUUCAAUUAUUUUUGUUCCAAGAAGGCUUCAUGUUUGUGAUCUGAUUUUGGAAGAAGAAGGUGUCUUUGCAGAUGUGACGAUGGAAGAGUUUCAUCUAGAUCUCUUUCCUCUGGACUAUGACAUCCUAUCGCUAGAGCUACCAAACUUCUUCAGAUUAUUCUUCCUCGAUGGCGACCAAACGUGGAUCCAUUCGGUAUCUACAUCCUUAGCGAGCAUACAAGCCUUAUAUGGAACCAUACCCCACAUCUACUACACAGGAAGAUGUUCUAAGAUGGUUUGGGAUAUGAUGAACACUUUACAAUCCCUCCAAGGAACUCCAAUGAAAGCUCCUGUGAAGAAUGAGAUUGGCCAUCUCUUCUUGAUCGACAGGGAAUGUGAUAUGGUCACCCCCAUGUGUACGCAGACCACCUACGAGGGCCUCGUGGAUGAGACCUUUGACAUCAGCAGCGGUUAUUGUGAAUUCGGUCCUGAAGUGACGGGUGGGAAGCCUCUCAGAUUGCUUCUCACUGUUGAGGAUCAGCUCUUUGAAGACAUCCGCAACCGCCAUAUAUCAGAUGUCUUCACUUACCUGAGUUCUACAACAAAGACAGUACAGACGGGGUAUAAUAAAGGGAGACAGUUAAGUUCAGUGAGUGACAUGAAGACAUUUGUACAGUCUGAAUUGAAGGAUCUGAAGCAGAAAUAUAAAUCACUCACAAUCCAUAUUGGAGCAUGUGAGGUGAUCAUGAAUCAGAAAAAUACUCAGCUGGAUUUUGAUGAGCAUCUUCAAACUGAACAUGCGUUGCUUGAUGGAACAAAUAUGAAAGACAACUACACAUUCGUUGAGGAACAAAUUGACAAGCAGAGUGAUAUUUUCAAGAUGUCUAUAACAAGAACCCUCAGACUGAUGUGUUUACUGUCACUAACACAGAAUGGUUUACCCAGCAAAGAAUACCAGACAUUACUGAGGCACUUCCUUCAGAGUCACGGCUAUGAGCACCUCCUAACCUUUGCCAAUCUGAAGAAACUGGGUCUGUUUGUUGAGCAGCAGCCAGUAGAGAUCAACAUGGGAAAGAUGACUGUCUCUGGGGUCACCACCAAGAUCAGUGGUGUAGCGGACAAGGCCAUGAAGAGGGCGGGCUUCAGGCAGCUUUCAAGGAAACUCAACUUGAUUCCCAAGGCUUCUGAAGUGAACCUUAAGGACCCAAAUGACAUGUCUUACGUAUUCAGCGGUGCCUAUACCCCCAUCACAUGCCGAUUGGUUGAACAGGUACUUUCAAGAGGGAGUUGGGCCAGUCUUGAUGAUGUGACCAAGUUAUUACCAGGACCAUCAUAUGCUACACACAAAUCGACAUCUGUUAAAGGUCAUACAGGAAGCAGUUCCAUCAGUGGCCCUCCCUCAGAGAGGGUUGUAAUGGUGUACUUCAUAGGAGGCUGUACCUUUGCAGAAAUCAAUGCCCUGAGGCUUCUUGGAAAAAUGAAGAAUUACACUUUCAUCAUUGCCACUACAUCUGUUAUCAACGGCAACAAACUGAUGGCAUCUAUCAAGGAGCCUUGUUGAUCUAUCUAUGAUGCAGCUUGAAGGACACAAGACUUUUAACAGUUCCAAGAACUUCAAAGGCAUCACCAAGGACAAUGUUCAACUCAAUGUAAUGGGUUGUCUGUGGUGGUGUCGCUCAGUAUCAUACACAGUGAGGGUGCGGAAGGGAUAGUUGGCCCUGUCUCCAGUAAUUGUCAAAGUAUUCCCUUUUAUAGUAUUCCCUUUUUGUUUUCACAAAAGUCUGGGACUUACAGCUACAAUAGUUCCAAGAAUUGUAGAAGCACCCCCAAAGACAUCACUUAGGACAUUUUACAUUUCAGUGUAAUGAAUCUUCUGUUGUGGAUAGCAAGGCUCUCUCAGAUUACGCUCAGGUCCAUAGGCAUAAGCAGCGAGGGUGGUGCAGUUAUGAAAGUUAACCCUGUCCUCAGCAAUUUUCAUAAGCCUACCCCUUUUUUUAUUGCAUAUUUUCACAAAAGUUUUGACACCCAGCUACAGCAGAAGCAUCAGUAUAGACAUCACCUAGGACAUUUAACAACUCAGUGUAUUGGUCAUUCUGUGAUGGUACUGGACCAGAAUUAAUAAGGCUGUUGCGGAUCAAGCCCUUAGCCAUGAGCAGUGAGGAUUAAGAGGGGGAUAGUUCUUCCCAUCCCCAAAAUAUUUUUAAAGAUCAUAUUAUGGAAAUUAUUGGUUUACAUCACUGUUGAAUCAAAAUAGAUUUGUAUAAUAACAGUACUAUAUUUGUAUGAAAUCUAGCUGUAAAGAAGGCCAACAUUUAUACCACAUCAAUUUAUUUAUAUAUUAAGCACAUUUUAUGAAAGCGAAAUCCUGUCUAACCAAGAGUUGUGAUUGAUCCAAUUAACGUCAACUAUAUGGAAAUCCAUCAAUCCUACCGGGUACCAUGCAUAUUUACAUGUUGACGUUGCUGGCUUUCCAUAAUUAUGGUUGAUCGCAAGACUUUAUAAGACGGCCCAGCUGAUUGGUGAAAAUCAAGUUACGCUAAAUUUCUAGAGUUAUGUUUGUUUGCAACUCUUUGUGCCAUGGGUCCCAAAUUAGGAUGUAUGGCACAUUUUUGAUAUCAUGGGAGGAAUAUGAAAUUCACAACCACUACAUCUCAACCACUUUCUCUUUCUAUAUUAAUUGUUAUUGAAGUUUAAAGUAACUAUUGUUCAGCCUGUAUAUGGUUUAAAGAUAGGAAUUAAAAUUCAAUUUGUUGAUAAAAUGAUGAAAGGUUGGUUACUUUAAUUUUUACUAUUAUGGACCCUUCACAAAGAUUUAUAUAAUUAGCUCAUUGAAAUAAAGAGAUAAAUUAAUUCAUUCUAGAUCUAGGUGAGUAUGAAAGGGUAAAAUUUGACAUUUCUGUAGUUUGCAAAUUAUGCCAGUGAAUGAAAGAUGAAUAAGAAAAUUUGUUUGCUAUAUGAUUCAUUAAUUUAAUGAGAACAAAAUCCUCAGUUCGUUAUACAUGGAUGGGUAGGAGAGGAGGAGGCCACGCAGAGAGAAGGGACCCCGCCCCCCUCCAGAUUCAAAUUAUUCAAAAUAGUUGAUUCAGUAAGUCAUUUUCUUAGAGUGAAAUAAUGUAUAGAUACUUGUCUGCAUGAUUUUUAUAUUCAAACAACUUGAAUUAUCCGGUUAUUUGUUAUGCCUUUGCCACCAAAGAGGGAUGGUUUGUGCAAUAAGUUUUUUUUUUAUUUAAAUGAUUUUUAGACUUAUUCUAUCAUAUAGGCAGGAUUUUUAAUCAAAUAUUUGAGAGAAUAAUUCAAGAAAAAUGAUAGUUAUCCAACUGUAUUAUUGUCUGUUUAUACUUCAUAUAUUUCUUGUUCCUUAGUAAUCUUUUUUAUUUUCAUUAUGAAUAUAUAUUUUUCUUCAUCUCUUCCUUUCCAUUUCUUGUUCAUUAUAGAAAUUGUCUUUCCUUUUUUUUCUUUUAGAAAUUAUUCUUUUUCUUUCCAUAAUACGUUUUGAUACAAUAUUUUACAUGUACAAGUAAAUAGACAUGAUGUAUUUGUAUAUUGUGCAAUGAAAAUUUACAAAUCAUGCUCUGAUGAAUAAACUAUAUUAAAUUAACAAGAAA
This is a messenger RNA of Lytechinus variegatus (green sea urchin), 3968 nucleotides long. RefSeq names its product vacuolar protein sorting-associated protein 33B-like. The transcript is spliced from 21 exons. Gene Ontology annotation, cellular component: CORVET complex; lysosome. The coding region runs from base 38 to 1924 and encodes 628 amino acids. Lineage: Eukaryota; Metazoa; Echinodermata; Echinoidea; Temnopleuroida; Toxopneustidae. Gene Ontology annotation, biological process: vesicle-mediated transport; intracellular protein transport. The record is from RefSeq and is a predicted model, not a curated record.